Messenger RNA from Eruca vesicaria subsp. sativa (arugula), 234 nucleotides. The record is from the annotation of a GenBank genome assembly. Lineage: Eukaryota; Viridiplantae; Streptophyta; Magnoliopsida; Brassicales; Brassicaceae.
AUGUCUCAGACUGUGGUUCUAAAGGUGGCUAUGCCAUGUGAGGGAUGCGUUGGAGCUGUGAAAAGAGUCUUAGGCAAAAUGCAAGGUGUGGAGUCAUUUGAUGUGGAUCUGAAAGAACAAAAGGUGACAGUAAAAGGAAACGUGGAGCCAGAAGCUGUUCUUCAGACAGUCUCAAAGACAGGAAAGAAAACAAGUUUCUGGGGAGCUGAUGACGCUGAAACCGCCAAGCCAUAA